Molecule: messenger RNA, 1874 nt
Organism: Daldinia loculata
Lineage: Eukaryota; Fungi; Ascomycota; Sordariomycetes; Xylariales; Hypoxylaceae
Exons: 1
Coding region: 108-1694 (528 amino acids)
Biological process (GO): regulation of DNA-templated transcription
Molecular function (GO): zinc ion binding; DNA-binding transcription factor activity, RNA polymerase II-specific
Source: RefSeq, a predicted model, not a curated record
CCGAUUGUAAACCCUAUCCUUACGAAAUACCUAGGAGUCCUGUUUAGGCCUGCUGUGUUAACCCAGAUACAGGUUAUUACUUCUUAUAACCACCGUACGCAUGGGACAUGACAGCACCACAUGAAGGAGAUAAAAUCCGUCAAGCUAGCUCUUCGGCAAAUGAUACUCAAGCUCGCAUCAGUAUCGCUACAGAGGACCAUAUAGCUGCCAUAGCCCCGCCACGAGCCAAGCGGGCACAGGUUGCCCGAGCCUGCCAGAGAUGCAGAAGACUGCAGAAAGCCUGCAGCGACUCUCGCCCGUGUCGACGGUGUACCAAGGCUGGGCUUGCUGAUGAAUGCAGCGGAUACCCCGUCCAAUCCCGAAUUCUAACCCGGGCCCGGCCUACUAAAACACCAAGGCUGGCUAAGAUACCAGUAGAAGGAGGUGUAAAGCCGUUGGAUUUUGCUACGUCUUCGCCAUUUAUCAAUUUUGACCUGCCUACGAGUCCGCAAGCAUUUACUAGUUUUGCAAGGCAGUCGUUUGAGAGAAAGGUAGACCUGCUGCCACCUCGAGUAGUCGAGUACUGUUCUAAGCGCUUCUUCGAACACCUCGCCCCGACGAUCCCGAUCGUGACGCCCGAGUACGUCGCCAAUCUUAGAACGCAACUCGCCUCGGAUAGUGAGGCCUACUGCGUUCUACUUGGCUUGUGCGCUAUGGUGACGUUGCAGGUUGAGGAUCCUAGGGGUAAGUUUUUUGCGCAAUCUGCCACGGCUGAGAAUAAUGCCGCAUACGGCUGGAUGCUGCUCGAGGAGGCUCUAGCAGCCCACCGUCAUCUUACACGGAGAUCGAACCCCUCUCUAGACUCGGUUCUACUCGUAUUUUUUAUAUACGCGUGCCACGCAAGUUUAUUUCACCAUUCUCAGGCUUUCUUCUUCCUUCGCGAAGCCGCCACGCUCUUCAUCCUAAUCAAACCAGAGACACUAGACGAUCUUUCCAAGCUGCUAGCCGAGAGACUUUUCUGGGUUCUGCUCAUUUCCGAGAGAUCUCAUGCGAUCCGUUACCGGCGCCCUUCUACGCUUCAAGUAACUACCAACGGCUUCGGCUUAUCAUUCUCUAGGGAUCGUGAACCCUCGCUAGCUGGUUUCCGGUGUUUAGCUGCUCUCUUUCGUUCCCUGGAUACCAAUUUCAUAACUCUGCUCAACCAAGAGUCAGCUCCGGGUGCAGUUCCUGUUAAUUCGUUUGACGAAGCCGAGUCAGCCAUCAACGCGGCGUUGAACCAUACGUCUCCAUCUGACCUUCUCCCGACGCAAAAGGCUAAUCUCAGGGUCACGCAACUCUGGCUCCGCAUUGUGCUCUGGCAGUUACGGUUGCGCUUGGGUCAUCUCUCGGAGCAGAAUAUGCGGAGUAGCCGCACUUAUCACUAUCCACUAGACGUAGCAAAGGAUUUAGCACUUUCCACCCGCGAUUUACCUGUGCACAGCAUCCAGGUACAUGGAGUAGGUAUAACGGAGAAGCUGUUCGAUAUAUCCUGCGCUGUGGUUAACGUCCUCGCACGCGUACCCAUACAGAUGACGAGGACGGCGGCAGAAGACGACCUAAAGUAUCUAAGACGGCUAAUCCUGCAACUUCCUGGCGGUGCAACAGUCUACGACGCUUUGCUUUUAAAACAUAUUCAACAGACGUUACCCACAAUGGCAGCCGGGAUAGAAAUAUAGCUACCUUGACCGAGUUUGCAUCACACGAGUCCCCAGAUGAGAUGGAGCAAGAAAUCCGAAUCUUGGAGAGCUGCACUCUUGACGGCGCUGAAAUUUAAAAGGCGCUACAUACUUUCUGUUGACAUAUUAACUAUGAUACACUGGGUGUUUAUUUAAUGUAAACCAGCAUCUGCAGUUAUG